This is a messenger RNA of Nestor notabilis (Kea), 3186 nucleotides long. Its product is annotated as sodium channel protein type 5 subunit alpha-like. The annotation marks the transcript as partial. The transcript has 11 exons. Gene Ontology annotation, biological process: neuronal action potential; membrane depolarization during action potential; sodium ion transmembrane transport. Gene Ontology annotation, cellular component: plasma membrane; voltage-gated sodium channel complex; axon. The record is from RefSeq and is a predicted model, not a curated record. Lineage: Eukaryota; Metazoa; Chordata; Aves; Psittaciformes; Psittacidae. Gene Ontology annotation, molecular function: voltage-gated sodium channel activity; protein binding.
GAUUAUUUCCAGCAGGAAAAACAGCUGCAGCUGAGGGGGCAGCGAUGCCAAAGCCCAGGCGUCCGGAGUCAGAAUUCUGAGAUUUGUGAAGAGUUAAGUGAGUUGCACAUGGAUAAGCAGUUGAAGGCUGAGCCACCACCUCCAGUAGGGCAAAAAGAGCUUGAUGAAAUCAGUCUUUCUGAAGGCAGCACAGUGGAUUUGACAAAUCCUGCAGAACUGCUGGAGCAGAUCCCUGAGUUUGCUGAAGAGCUGAUGGAACCUGAAGAUUGCUUCCCCGAAGUUUGUGUGCGAUUCUUCCCAUGCUGCUCAGUGGACAUCACAAAAUUUCCAGGCAAAAUUUGGUGGAGGCUGCGGAAAACCUGCUACAGAAUCGUUGAACACAACUGGUUUGAAACUUUCAUCAUAUUCAUGAUCCUGCUGAGCAGUGGAGCCCUGGCUUUUGAAGAUAUUUACCUUGAAGAUCGAAAAAACAUAAAAACCAUGUUGGAAUAUGCUGACAAAAUAUUCACUUACAUCUUCGUCUUGGAAAUGCUCCUGAAAUGGGUGGCUUAUGGCUUCAAGAAGUAUUUCACCAAUGCCUGGUGCUGGCUUGACUUCCUUAUUGUAGAUGUGUCUUUAAUAAGCCUCAUCGCCAGUACACUCGGAUACUCUGAGAUGGGUCCCAUUAAAUCCCUCAGGACCCUCCGAGCUCUGCGGCCAUUAAGAGCAUUGUCACGAUUUGAAGGGAUGAGGGUGGUGGUCAAUGCCCUCGUGGGAGCCAUCCCUUCCAUCAUGAAUGUUCUGCUUGUCUGCCUCAUUUUCUGGCUCAUCUUUAGCAUCAUGGGAGUGAACCUCUUUGCUGGAAAGUUUGGAAAGUGCAUUAAUAAGACAGAAGGAGAUAUGCCUUUAGACUCUAAAAUUAUUAACAACAUGAGUGACUGUAUACUCUAUAAUGUGUCAGGCACGUUUUACUGGACAAAAGUUAAAGUUAACUUUGAUAAUGUUGGUGCUGGGUAUCUGGCUCUGCUACAAGUGGCGACAUUUAAAGGUUGGAUGGAUAUCAUGUAUGCAGCAGUGGAUUCACGAGAGUGUGAGGAGCAGCCUGAAUGGGAAUGUAAUUUAUACAUGUACCUGUACUUUGUGAUUUUCAUCAUCUUUGGGUCUUUCUUCACAUUGAACCUCUUCAUUGGUGUUAUCAUUGACAAUUUUAACCAACAAAAGAAAAAGAUAAGUGGCCAGGACAUCUUUAUGACAGAAGAACAGAAAAAGUAUUAUAAUGCAAUGAAAAAGCUGGGAUCUAAGAAACCUCAAAAGCCAAUCCCAAGGCCACUGAACAAAUACCAAGGUUUUAUUUUUGAUGUUGUCUCAAAACAAGCCUUUGAUGUCUCCAUCAUGAUCCUCAUCUGCCUUAACAUGGUUACCAUGAUGGUGGAAACGGAUGACCAAAGUCAAGAAAAAGUGAACAUCCUCCAUAAAAUCAACAUGCUUUUUGUUGCCAUCUUCACUGGGGAGUGCAUCAUCAAAAUGCUGGCUCUGCGACACUACUACUUCACCAAUGGCUGGAACAUAUUUGACUUUGUUGUUGUGAUUCUCUCUAUCGUAGGCACCGUACUUUCUGAUAUCAUCCAGAAAUAUUUCUUCUCUCCCACACUCUUCAGAGUUAUUCGCUUGGCUCGGAUUGGCCGGAUCCUAAGACUCAUCCGGGGAGCCAAAGGAAUUCGAACUCUUCUGUUUGCCUUAAUGAUGUCCCUACCCGCUCUGUUCAACAUUGGCCUCUUGCUUUUUCUGGUCAUGUUCAUUUAUGCCAUUUUUGGCAUGGCUAACUUUGCCUAUGUUAAGAAGGAACAUGGGAUUGAUGACAUGUUCAACUUUCAAACCUUUGCUAACAGCAUGCUCUGUCUCUUCCAAAUCACAACAUCAGCUGGCUGGGAUGGUCUUCUCAACCCUAUUUUAAAUACUGGACCACCGCAUUGCGACCCAAACCUUUCAAAUGCAAAUGGUUCAAAGGGAGACUGUGGAAGCCCUGCUGUAGGGAUUUUAUUCUUUGUUACUUAUAUCAUUAUAUCAUUUCUCAUUGUUGUAAACAUGUAUAUAGCCAUUAUUUUGGAGAACUUCAGUGUAGCCACUGAGGAAAGUACAGAGCCUCUAAGUGAGGAUGAUUUUGAUAUGUUCUAUGAAAUCUGGGAGAAGUUCGACCCUGAAGCCACUCAGUUUAUUGAGUAUUCUGCACUUUCAGACUUUGCAGAUGCGCUGUCAGAACCUUUGCGCAUAGCAAAACCAAACAAAAUCAAACUCAUAGCAAUGGACCUGCCCAUGGUCAGUGGAGAUAGGAUCCAUUGCUUGGAUAUUUUGUUUGCUUUUACAAAAAGGGUGCUAGGAGAAUCUGGAGAGAUGGAUGCCCUUAAAAUACAGAUGGAAGAAAAGUUCAUGGCGGCAAAUCCAUCUAAGAUCUCUUACGAACCCAUUACAACAACUCUCAGACGGAAACAAGAAGAGGUCUCUGCCAUUGUCAUCCAGCGGGCCUACAGGAGACAUUUGUUUCGGCGCUCCAUGAAGCAGGCAUCUUACUUGUACCGGCACAGAACUUUUGACAGCAGCAUCCUCGAGGAUGAUGCACCUGAGAAGGAGGGUCUUAUUGCGUAUAUGAUGAACGAAAACUACGGCAGGCCAAUAGACAAAUCAGAAACUCUGUCCUCCACAUCUUUCCCUCCAUCCUAUGACAGUGUCACCAGAGGUACGAGUGAUAAUCUCCAGCUAAAGAUGACAGACUCCAGCAAAAGCGAUGAGGCUAUAGAUUGUCUUCUCUCACCAGACAAGGAUAAAGAAUCAAUUGUUUAAAUGUUUGUUUAGAAUGCUUUAAAAUAUUGUUUACAGAAUGUAAUGCUGUAACUACACAAUGAUUGAAGCAGCCUUCUUAUUAAAAAUUAGUUGCAAAAGAAACAAUGGAGUUUUUUACCCUUAACUACAGGAAUCUAGUAAGUCAUAUAACCUUUGACCCUGCUCUUUUUGACUUGGCUCAAUAUUUAUAUUUAUAUAUACACAGGAAGAAUCCUUGCAGGGUCAUAGCUGUUAUAUCAAUGGUGUGAAUAAGAAUAUGCUAGACUGUAAAACAGUAAACACAGUGUAUAUCCACAGAUAAAGCCUGGCUGUAUACAUUCAUUUAAGGUCUUACUCAUAUUAGUGUGUUUACUUAUGGCGAUGUAUGAC